Messenger RNA from Columba livia (rock pigeon), 1169 nucleotides. RefSeq names its product protein-glutamine gamma-glutamyltransferase K-like. Gene Ontology annotation, biological process: peptide cross-linking. Bases 162 to 1154 code for a protein of 330 amino acids. The record is from RefSeq and is a predicted model, not a curated record. NCBI's taxonomy places the organism in Eukaryota, Metazoa, Chordata, Aves, Columbiformes, Columbidae. The transcript has 5 exons. Gene Ontology annotation, molecular function: protein-glutamine gamma-glutamyltransferase activity.
GAUCCCCGCAGGCCCCGCCCCCUCGGCUACGAGCGGCUGUGGGGCAAUCGGGGGCGUGUCCCGCGCGGGCCACGCCCCUUCCUGUCCCGGCCACGCCCCCUCGCCCACUCAUUGACCGGAGCGCGGGGGAGCGGGAGCGACCGGGAGAUACUGGGAGCCCCAUGCCGGACGCCGACCCCCGCCUGGACCGGGGCCGCUGGGCGGCCGCAAGUCUCCGCCCCCUCCCGGAGGCCCCGCCCCCUUCGUCCUCCUCCUCCUCCGCAAGCCCCGCCCCCCGCGGCCACGCCCCCCGCGGGCUCUGGCGCCGAUUGGCCGGCUGCUGCGGCUGCUGUCGCCGGGCGGGGCGGGAAGAUUGGGACCCCCAGCCGGGGGAGGUGCCGGGGACACGCCCCCCCCAGCGGAUACGCCCAGGCCUAUUGGUCCCCACGGGGCUGGUGCUGGGCUCGGCAGCCAAUCGCGUGGCUCACCACACGGCGGCCUUCGCCGGCCCCCUGCUGGUGGUGAGGCGGGGCCAGCCCUUCGAGCUCCGCCUCCUGCUGCCCCGCCCCUUCGACCCCGAGGGCGACGCCCUGUGCGUGGAGCUGCUGCUGGGCCCCACCCCCCAGGUGGCCAAAGGCACCCACGUCCUCAUCCCAUUGGGCGAGCGCUCGGCCACGGGUUGGAUGGCGGAAGUGGCGGGAGAGGAGGCGGAGCCGGAGGGGGCGGGGCCAGGAGGCCACGCCCUCAUCCUCAACCUAUCGGCGCCGCCGGACGCUCCCAUUGGCCGGUACCGAGUGAGCGUCAAGACCAGGACGGGGGAGGGGGAGUUCGCCGCCCCCUUCAGCCCCGGAAAUGACGUCGUGUUGCUGUUCAACCCCUGGUGCCCAGAGGACGCGGUGUUCAUGGAGCCCACGAGCGACCUCGACGAGUUCGUCCUUAACGAGAGCGGGACGAUCUUCUACGGCACCGAGGAGCAGAUCGCCGAACGCGCCUGGAAUUACGGCCAGGUACCCAAAAUUCCCGCUUUUCCACCCAAAAUUCCGACUCGGCGACCCCGAAUUCAUCACGUUCGGCCCAAAAAUGGUGGAAAUCGGCCCAAAAACGGCGGAAAUCGGCCCAAAAAUGGGCGAGUUGGGCCUAAAAAGGGACAAGUUGGGGUGGGAGUGGGAGACUAGGCCGCAAAAAUUUGG